CUUUUCCCCUUCUUCAUAUGCUGCUGCUGCUCCUGAGUUGUGUUAAGCACAAGCUUCCUUCCUUCAUUCUUCAUUCUUCAUCACCGCCCCUGGCUGGCCACACGCAGCAGGGCUUGGUCAACACCCCAAUUACUCACUCUUCCUCGGGGCUAUUUUCACAAAGCUUGUGCAGGCAGUACUGCUGCUGACUUAGACAGGUAGAGAGAAGAAGAUUGAUGGAUGGGUUUCUCGUGUGGGGUUUGGCUGGGUAUGAUGUGCUGAUCAGUCUCUGAAGGGUUCGCGAGACAGUCAGGAGAAGCGGAGAUUGUGGGUUCGGUUUGUGGGUUCGGUUUGAGGGUAGAGUUGGGCGUGUCGUGGAGGAGGAGGAGGUCUGUGAUGCAAUCUGGUGAUGGUUGCGUGAAGGUGGAAGAGUAGGAGGAGGAGGUACGGGAUGAUGAUGGGAUUCUGAUGAUUGUGUUGGCUUCGUUACCAAGGUUUGGCACAUGGUGGAGAUUUAGUGGUUAUUUUUCAAAAAUUAAGAGAAUUAGUCUAACUCUAAAGACAAAUUGUUUUGUGUGAUUCCGAUUAGUUAGAAACAAAAUUCGUAGAUGUAGAUGUUCUUGCUUGCUGCCUUGUCAGUGGUGUAAUUAGUGGGGUUGAGGUUCGUGAGGUUCGUGAGAUAUGUUGAGUUCAGAGAUUGGGUUAAUUCACAUGUGAGCUUGUGGGGAAUUCAACAUCGAUGAGCGAAGGGCAGUGCUUUCUUUGUGCAAUCUUGUAUUGCAGCUUAGGGCAUGCUAAUCGAAGCAUGUUUCGGUCCUUAGGGUUUUUGUAAAAAUCGGAGAGUGGCAUAGUUCUAGCGAAUCUUUUGAUCAAUUGGUAGCUUUCUGCUCAGUUGUGCAUGAGAAAUCCGUUAGGAUUAUUGUCGGUGGUAUGUCAAUUUUUCAGUAUGGAGCCAGUUUUGAAGUGGCAAUUGAGGGUCUGAAGGCGUAGUUCUCCAAUCCACUAUGUUUUGGAUGUUCUGCUCCUUGCUGUAGCAUUUAUCUGCCGGCUGGAGUAUAAACAGGCUAAUCAUCUAAAUCUCUUAAUUAUUGUUGUUGUUGCUGCUGUUAUUUUUUUUUUUCCCUCCCUCUCUCUCUCUCUCUCUCUCUCUCUCCCGUAUUGGUCUUAGACGAAGGCUGUCGUUUUUUAAAUUUUCGUUUUAUCUCCUCUUGUGCCCCUGGGUAGUUGGAUUAAACUUUUUUUCAUAGGGUCCAAAUUUGAGUUUAGUUCUUGUGCUGUACUCACUUAGGUGCUCCAGGCAACAAUCUUGAUCUGUCUCUCUUCCAUUCUCGUACUGUGGGAGAUACUUUAUCUGUCGAGUCAUUGAGUGGAGAAACAUGGAGUCUGAGGACGAAAUGCAAGAUGCCUGGGCUGGAACAUCCGAUGACGAAUUUCAAAAUGAAGAAGAAGAAGACGAGGAUUCAGACGCUUUAGCUAGUGACGAUGAAGAUGACGAAUCAGAUUACGGCUUUGGCUUUAAUGAUUUCCAGCUUAGUACCCGGCGACCCCAGACUAUUUUCACCGUUCUUAGUGAACAAGAUAUACGACAGCGACAAGAUGAAGCUGUAGCAACUAUCACUAACUUCUUGUCUAUAUCACCUGCGGAUGCCGGGGUGCUGCUUCGGCAUUUUAAGUGGAGUGUGAGCAAAGUUAACGAUGAGUGGUUCGCCGAUGAGGAGCGAGUUCGUGCUAACGUUGGUUUGCUGGAGAAGCCGGCGACUAGCAAAAGGAAGAAUGUAAAGGAGAUGACGUGCCAGAUAUGUUUUGAAGUUCAUCCCUUUGAGAAGAUGAAGGAGCCUAGAUGUGGUCAUUAUUUUUGUGAGAUCUGUUGGACAGGUUACAUUCACACUGCCAUUAAUGACGGUCCCGGGUGUUUAACUUUGCGAUGUGCGGAUCCAUCGUGUGGGGCAGCCAUUGGUGAAGACAUGGUGUUGGGCUUAGUUUCUAAAGAGGAUCAACAAAAGUACAUGCGAUAUCUUUUGAGAUCUUAUGUUGAGGACAAUCGAAAGCAGGUGAAGUGGUGCCCUGCACCUGGCUGUGAAUAUGCAGUGGAAUACCAAGCUGGCGUUGGUUCUUACGACCUCGUCUGCAAGUGUGGGUUUAGUUUCUGCUGGAACUGUCGGGAAGAGGCACAUCGGCCUGUGGAUUGUGAGACAGUCAACAAGUGGAUACUGAAGAAUUGCGCCGAGUCGGAGAAUAUGAAUUGGAUUCUGGCAAACAGCAAACCCUGCCCUAAAUGUAAGAGACCGAUUGAAAAAAACCAAGGCUGCAUGCAUAUUACUUGCACACCACCUUGCAAAUUUGAGUUUUGCUGGCUGUGUCUUGGAGCAUGGACUGAUCACGGUGAACGAACUGGAGGUUUCUAUGCAUGUAACCGUUAUGAAACUGCCAAGCAAGAAGGCGUGUACGAUGAAGCAGAGCGGAGGAGGGAAAUGGCUAAGAACUCUCUUGAACGCUACACACAUUACUAUGAACGUUGGGCUACAAAUGAGUCUUCUAGGUCAAAGGCUCUUGCAGAUCUUCAACUAAUGCAGUCUGUGAAGGUUGACAAGUUGAGUGACAUACAAUGUCAACCUGUCUCGCAACUGAAAUUUGUGACAGAUGCAUGGCUGCAGAUUGUUGAGUGCCGACGUGUAUUGAAAUGGACAUAUGCUUAUGGGUAUUACUUGCCCGAGAACGAGCAAACAAAAAGGCAAUUCUUUGAGUAUUCACAAGGUGAGGCAGAAGCUGGCUUGGAGCGCCUCCAUCAAUGUGCAGAGAAGGAGUUGCAGACCUUCCUUGAGGGAGACAGUCCCAAUAGCUCAUUCAAUGAUUUCCGCACCAAACUUGCCGGCUUGACCAGUGUAACGAGGACUUACUUCGAGAACCUGGUUCGUGCGCUGGAGAGUAAUCUUUCGGAUGUUGACAUUUCGAAAGGAGCCGUCAAGUCCAGCAACAGCUCAAAGGCUUCCGGCAGCUCCAAAGCGAGAGGUGGAAGACCCAAAUCUGGAAGUACUAGAAGCGGGGGAUCCAGUCGAAGUGGAGAGGAGAUGGCUCACUGGUCUUGUGAGCAUUGCACAUAUGUUAAUACCACAGCCACUUCGUCCAAUGUGUGCAUCAUUUGCGGCUAUCCUCGUUCUUAAUAUGAUGAACCUCCUUAGAGCUUCAACAUCUCUUCAUUUGAUUUCCAUCUUGACUCGCCUUUUGAGCUCUGUCACCUUUUAUCAUCUUCUGGGGUGAUUCCACUUUGCUGUAAUUGGAGUGCACAGCCGGACAGUCGGACCUUGUGGCUAGUCAUAUAAUUUGAUCAAUAGGGAUAUUGGUGCAGCUAGUUUAAUCCCUGCAUUAGACUUCUGAGUGUGUCGAACACCGGAGUCUACUGCUCGGAUUUUUUGUUAUAUAAUACAUUUAGCCAACAAGGUGAUAGGGAAGGGUGUUGCUAAUGUCUAGGCCUGUGUCUUAGCGGUGCACAAUGUGCCAAAUCCCUUCCUGCUGUAUACGAUAUAUGCAAAGACGGACACGUAUCGUCUUGCAUCUGUUUGCAUCGUCAUUGUGGUAAAGAAAUGAGCUGGCCAAUUGUUUCCUCAUGGAGACAACGGUCCAAGAGUUUUACAUCACUA
Molecule: messenger RNA, 3617 nt
Organism: Physcomitrium patens
Lineage: Eukaryota; Viridiplantae; Streptophyta; Bryopsida; Funariales; Funariaceae
Source: RefSeq, a predicted model, not a curated record